This is a messenger RNA of Cylas formicarius (sweet potato weevil), 1444 nucleotides long. RefSeq names its product RE1-silencing transcription factor-like. The record is from RefSeq and is a predicted model, not a curated record. Lineage: Eukaryota; Metazoa; Arthropoda; Insecta; Coleoptera; Brentidae. The transcript has 3 exons. Gene Ontology annotation, biological process: regulation of transcription by RNA polymerase II. The coding region runs from base 121 to 1233 and encodes 370 amino acids. Gene Ontology annotation, molecular function: RNA polymerase II transcription regulatory region sequence-specific DNA binding; DNA-binding transcription factor activity, RNA polymerase II-specific. Gene Ontology annotation, cellular component: nucleus.
CAUAACCUCGCUUUUAUCAAACUAUCUAAGGAAUCGAUAUUUGUUUGCAAAUAAAAGGACACGGAGAUAUGAAAAUUCAAACCAAAUAUCAAUUUAGCUUGGAGAAAUCUUCUUAGGGAAAUGGGCAAAAAGUGCUGCGUGCCUUUUUGUCACACGGGUUACACAAAAUACAACGAAAAGCAUCCCAUGUAUGGGGUUCCCAAAAAUGAUUUCUUCUUGGAUAAAUGGCAGGAGGCUAUCGCGAGAGCGGACCGUCCUAUUACCCCCAACGACUGUGUUUGUCAGAAACAUUUUAAAGCCGACGAUUUUAUCCACAGCAGGGUUGUCAAGGGAGAAAUAGAACAGUAUAAAGUACCCAAGUUACGACCCGAUGCUGUUCCCUCAAUUUUUCCAGAUUUUCCAGAGGCUAUACAUGGUACUGUGAGGAAAAGAAGAAAACUACCAGCUGAAUUGGAUACUGAGCCGAAAAUAGGGGAUACUGAAAGAGUUUAUGUUAAAAUUAAGUUGGAAAGGGGGGAAGAAGGAACUAAUUUAGAAGAACAAAGUAAAAAUAACAGUUCUAGUCGUUAUCUAGUCAGUAAUGUGGAGGAUAUUAAACAAGAAGUGUUAAUAAAGUCUGAAGAUGGUAAUAUGCAAGAGGAACAUUGUUCAGAACAAAUAAAUAACAUCAGUAGGGAGGAGGAAGUUUCAGAUUCAGGCGAUACAGGGGUUGGUACCUUCAAGUGCAAUCAUUGUAACUACAGGAGCAAAUGGCUACACAAUGUUCAAACCCACCAAACAAAGCAUCUGGAAGGUGAAGAGCACUACUUUCGUUGCAAAUUCUGUCCAGAUUUUAAAUCAAAAUGGAGGAACACAUACAAAAAUCAUAUGAAAAUAAAACACAGUGUGGGAAAGUACCAUCCAGAGUAUCUACAGUGUCCCCAUUGUGACUAUCAGACAAAAACAAAAAUCAAUUUUGGAAGACACAUGAAACAACACGAAUUGAAAACUAUGAGUGAGAAAUUUCAGUGUGAAAAGUUUGAAUGCGAAUUCAGUACCAAUAGCAAGUCAUUGUAUACAUUUCACAUGAAGACUCAUAAGGAGUACAUCCAGCAGAACAAAAGUAUUCAGUGUAAGGAGUGCCUUUUUGAGGCGGACUCCAAGAAGAAACUGAAAAUUCAUGGGAACACCAUGCAUGGUAACAGUGGUGGAGUAUUGGAUUUGUCAAGCAAUGCUGGUGUAAACAUGAUAUAAGACAAAAACAUCAAAUAUAUAAGGUAAAGGUUGAAAAUAUUUUGAAGUGUUUUACAAAAUGGUGGGAACUCCACAUUAACUAUAUUUUUUCCAGAUUAAUUCUUUUGUUUAUCUAGUCAUUUUUUUUUAAAUUUACAAUUGUUUUGUUUAUAUAGUUUAUUUGUUUGAAUUAUUGUCAUUGCAAUUAAUAAAAAUAUAUUAAUAAUAAGUU